Pecten maximus is the source of this 3465-nucleotide messenger RNA. RefSeq names its product proton channel OtopLc-like. Lineage: Eukaryota; Metazoa; Mollusca; Bivalvia; Pectinida; Pectinidae. Gene Ontology annotation, molecular function: proton channel activity. Gene Ontology annotation, biological process: proton transmembrane transport. The record is from RefSeq and is a predicted model, not a curated record. Gene Ontology annotation, cellular component: membrane. The transcript is spliced from 5 exons. The coding region runs from base 90 to 1637 and encodes 515 amino acids.
CUUUGUGACAUGGUCUUUGUGUUCGCGUUCUAUCUCUCUCGACGUGAUUAGAAACUAUUUUGCAGGCGUUCUACCUCUAUCUGUAUGUGAUGGGAGUCCUCUUCAUUGUCUACAUAUACGCGUUCAUGAUGCGGAAGAAGCAAAUGGGCAUGCGAGAUAUUGCAAAAGCAGUAUCGCGCAGGCUAUCAUCGUCCAAAGCUCCCCCUACUUCCGUCUCAGAUCAUUCGAAGGAAAGACGAUUCAUCACGCACCAGUCAAUUAGCCACCCGAACUUCACAGGAAGUUUCUACCUACGACUUGGCGCGGUCUUGUUUGGAGUUGGAAGCAUGGUCGACAGCGGUCUGCAUUUUGGACAGCACUUCCAAGCCUUUGAUGGCAAGUCGAUGUGCAACAAACCUAUUGAGGCUGCCAAGCCGUUCGGACAACUCGUCUUCACGUUUGUCCAGCUCUAUUUCGUCUUCUUGAGCGCAAAAUUAUGUAUCCACAACACCAAGACGGUCACUAGGUUUGGUAUGAUACACCUAUGCUGUACUAACAUUUGUGUCUGGAUCCAAAGCCUCGUUGUGGAAACAAUGUCUGUCUUACACAACUGGAAUCAAGAGAACAAGGUCAUACCAACUGAAGUAGACCUAGCUUCAAACCAGACAGACAACUACGAGUCAACAAGCUUGAGCGGUUCGAACUUUACUGAACACAGCUCAGUUCCGGAAGUGACGUGUUAUUGGGACGACAUGAUGUCACGUGUUGUGCGGUCCACGGGACCAUACCUGUAUUCAUGUACUAUUGAAUACAGCAUUAUAUGUACUGGUAUCCUGUACGUAAUGUGGAUGAACAUUGGCACAGAUCAAAGUACGAAAUGUCAAACAACGGCAACCGAAAAUGAUGCAAACGAUCAAAAUGAUGACGACAGCAUUUCAUCAAACAGGACAUCUCACAAAAUUAGCAUAGACUGUACAAACUCCAGUCGGGGGCUGUUUAUUGGUAUUCUUGUGUCUGUUUGUGCUAUCAUUACAACCGUGGCAUUCUACGUCAUGAUAAACCUAGAAGCAUUCCAAGAGUCCGCCGUUGUAUUGAUGUUACUAUCCGAAAUGAGUAUGUAUAUUCUUACAAGUAUUGCUAGUUUCCUUGCAGCUGAAAGAAUGCAUAAACUACGGCACUAUUCUGCUCUCAGAUUUGGACUUGAAGAGAGCUUGCUCCUGGCAUCAUUCACCGGACUUCUUCUUUUCGGAGUGUUCAACAUUGUACCGGAUGUGUAUUACACAGAGAAAGCGCUUGGGGUACUGAACGUGAUGACAAACAUUCUCAUGAUUUUACAAGCGUCUAUUCAAACUGUCCUCCUUCUCGCCACGAGGAAGCUUCGAGCUUGUAACAAGGGACAAGAAAAAGGAAAAUAUGGCCGACAGUUCGUAACAUUUCUCAUCCUUUGCAAUUUUGCAAUGUGGACACUGGAAACAUUCCAAUCACGAGAACCCGAACAUAAUUACAUUCAAGUCGAUUUGUAUGGCAUAGAAGCAUGGACGCUCUUCUCUCACAUAGUGGUGCCACUUGCGAUAUUCUUCCGCUUUCAUUCAUUCGUUUAUCUAUUAAGUAUUUGGAAAAGUGCGUGGAAAAUAAAGACAGAAUCAGAGAAAGACUGACACAAUGUAUAGGAAUGUUUGUAUAUUGACUAACUUAUUAGCAAAUGAGAUAUUCGCUCUUGUGUUUUAUAAGAAAUGUAUCCUAUGGUGGUCAACGAUGAAAGUGAAAUUAAGCGUGCGCCUUUAUACAAACCAUGAUAUUAUUUAGAAAAUAUAAGAGUUAUUAUAGUUUAUAAAACGACACCCAUGGAGAUGGCACCUUUAAUGGUUUUACUAUUAGACAGUUGCCACAUACAGCUGUUUCGUCGUUCUAGGAUUCGUCAUUGAUGCUUGGGACAUCAGACAGCUGUUUCGUUCUUCUAAGAUUCAUCAGUGAUGUAAGGAACAUCAUACAGCUGUUUCGUCCUUCUAAGACUCGUCAGUGAUGUUAGGAACAUCAUACAGCUGUUUCGUCCUUUUAAGACUCGUCAUUGAUGACAAGGGUCAAAAGUAUAGAAAUCUAGAACAGAAGUCAGAAAAAUCAAAAUGUAAAUAAAUACAUGAUACGAUAAAAGGAGGGCAGAUUAACCCGAUAAUUUGAUCAUGUCCAUCUUUUAAUAUAUGAUUAUCUCAUGCUGAACCGUUGUUACUACUUAACUGUGAAUAUUUACUUCAUUAUAAUAUUUGCUAAAGAAUUUAAGGAAAUAUCCAAAUAAUCAUUAUAAGAUCUAUAUACCAGAUUUACUCGGACGCUCUCAACAGCUUUUCAGUCGCGCGAUUCACUGGUUACAAACAGGAAUUGAUUUAAUCCUUUAGGCAGGACACGUCGUAAGUUUAAUUUUACAUCUUACUGAUUUAUUGUCCGUAUACAACCUGGACAAAUUCCUCGUGAAAUAAGUUGAAUAACUUAACAAUUUUUGACGAGUUUCACAAUUUAUCUCCAUAUCUAAUAUCAAAUAUGAAGUUGAUAAGUGACUAUGAAUUCAGUGAUAAAGAAUUUAAAAGAAAGUUAUGAAAUUAUGGUCGUCACUGCUUCCAUCUCGUCUAGUGGGACAUUUCACACUAACUUUUGAGGUACAGUUUAUCUUGUGACGUCACGAAAUGGAUCGAUGAUAAUAGCCUCUGGCGUAAUAACGUCAGUGUCAUCAUGUUUAUGAUUAAAAAAGCCUGUACGUGUUACUAAAGAUAAAAGACAACGAAAUUCCUAUUUCUCGUCUGCCCCGAAUAAGGUCGUUUUUAUUUUUAUUUUCAUGUUUACUGCCAGGAUUUGAAUGGUUUUCCGUUUAAUAUAACACAUAUUUCACAAGUAUGACAGCAUAUCGAUAAAUAUCGAAAUAUUCUGUCAUACGAGUGAAAUAUUAUCGGUUAACUUAAACGGGAAACCAUUCAAUUUUCUUUUUAUUGCAUUUGAUAUACUUAAAAACAAAAUCAAAAACAUCGAAAACUUGAUACUGUCAAAAAGUGCAGGAAUCAGUAACACAAUUCAUCUCAACUUAACGACGCCAUUUUGAAAGGACUGAUCAAUGCAAUUUAAGCGUUUUCUGCUGUUAUCGGAGAAUCUGUGCUUGAAAAGUAAAUGUCAAGUGAUUAUUUUAUGUGAAAUAAACUCUAUAUGUUUUGAUGGUUGACACGGUGACCUUUGGCCGGGACUAUUUUUACUCACGUGGUUCAAUGUAAUUUGAUUGGUUAACGCAUGAAGGUCGCUUCACGAUGUCCUGGAAAUGAUAACGCAUAAGAACUAGUUCCCAGUUGUUUGUUAUAUUCUUGAAAAUAUAUAUAGAUUUAUAUCAAUUUAUGGUUUUGAAAGAAUAAGCCUACUUAUUAUUUUUUAUGAUUUGUAAUAAAUUGUAAUAUUUCCAUACAUUCCGGAUUUGUCAGUUUUGCAUAUUAAUUAGCGGCAUUUCAAAUA